UUAUUUGAAAUCAGUAUUUAGGAAAAUAAGUAUUUUUCAGUGGUUAUAGACAGAAAUAUAAAAAUAUGUGCCAAAAUACUUGGGUCUUUUUUCCUUUCUUUUUGUUUUUGUUUUUUUUUUUUGUUUGUUUGUUUGUUUGUUUUGAGAUAGGUAUAGUCCUGGCUGUCCUGGAACUCUCCCUGUAGACCAGGCUGGUCUUGAACUCAAGAUCACUUCGUAAAGGCACGUACCAUCACGCCAGGCUUUGCCUUUCAAACUUACAAAAAACCUAGGAAGUUAUUAUGAAUCCUUAAUAUGCACAAACCAACUUUCAGUAACUAUUAACACCUGUUUUUAUUAUAUCCAUCCUGCCAUUUUUGCUUUUUUAGAUUUAAUUUUAGUGUCGGGUGGAGUGAUGGUUCUGUGGUUGAGUGCUUACUGCUCUUGCCGAGGACCCAAGUUGGUUCCUCUUCUGACCUCCUCUAGUACUUGGUCCGCAUAUGUUUAUGGAGGUUUAGACCCAUGUUCAGUCUGGUAGCCAGUGUAGGCUACCAGAGACCCUGUCUCAGAACAAAACCAAACAACAACUAAAGUAGGGACCUGGGUGGAGACAAAAUUCCAGCAAAGCCUUAGUCUGCAAGUGAACAUGGGAUUAAAUCUCCAAAUAUACAGAAGAACAUAGGUGCUAGAGAUAAAGCUUACUGGAACAGCAUCUGCCUGACACAAAUUACAAAAUAUUCGAAAUCUACAGAAAGUAAUGUGAUAAAUACCUAAGCUGAAGUAUUAAGAUGUUCGCACACACGUUAUUUUUCAGUGCUCUAAUCAAACUAAGGCCCUUGGCCAUGAGUGUUCUACUACUAAACUACCACCCCAGCUUAAACCCUUACUUAUCCAUCCACUCUUUUCUUCUUUUUUUUCUUUCUUUUUCUCUUUAAACACUUAAUUUACAGCUAUGAGUGUUUUUGCGGGCACGCAUAUCUGUGUACAACGUGCGUGCUUGGUGUACAAGGAGUUCUGAAGAAGGUUUGGAGUCCCCUGGAAUUGAAGUCACAGAAGGUUGUAAACCACUAUGUGGGUGCUGAGAACUGAACCCUGACCCACUGGAAGAGCAGCCAGCAGUCUCAACUGCAGACUAGCCUCCAUGUCGCCAUUAUAGCCAGAGACGACCUCGAAAUGCUGGUCUCCGGGUUUCCACUUCCCGAGCUCUGGCACUUUGGGUCAGCAGGGUCUCCAGAGUUCACAGAGGCCUAAGUCAAGCCCCGGGUGGGGGCGGAACUCAGCGAGCGAGCGGCUGGGCAGGGCAGAUGGUAGUGGGCGGGGCCUGGCGAUCCGGUUCCCGCAGGCGCGCUGGCGUUGCUGCUAGGCUGUCUGUUGUCAUGGUGGGGCCCUGGGUGUAUCUGGUGGCGGCGGUUUUGCUCAUCGGCCUGAUCCUCUUCCUGACUCGCAGCCGGGGUCGGGCAGCAGCAGCUGAUGGAGAACCUCUGCACAAUGAGGAAGAGAGAACAGGAGCAGGCCAGGUAGCCCGGUCUUGGCCCCAGGAGUCUGAAGAGCAGAGAACUGGAGGCAGGCCCCGGCGUCGGAGGGACCUGGGCAGCCGUCUGCAGGCCCAGCGUCGAGCCCAGCGAGUGACCUGGGAAGAAGUGGAUGAGAACGAGGGUGAAGCUGCUGUUCCAGCCCAGGAGGAAGAAGGCGUUGAGAAGCCGGCAGAAGUUCACCCAACAGGGAAAAUUGGAGCCAAGAAACUACGGAAGCUAGAGGAAAAACAGGCUCGGAAGGCUCAGCGUGAGGCAGAAGAGGCUGAACGUGAAGAGCGGAAACGCCUAGAGUCCCAACGAGAGGCAGAAUGGAAGAAGGAGGAGGAGCGGCUUCGCCUGAAGGAAGAACAGAAGGAAGAGGAAGAGAGAAAGGCUCGGGAGGAGCAGGCCCGGCGGGAGCACGAGGAGUACCUGAAACUGAAGGAGGCCUUUGUGGUAGAAGAAGAAGGUGUUAGUGAAACCAUGACUGAGGAGCAGUCUCACAGCUUCCUGACAGAAUUCAUCAACUAUAUUAAGCAGUCCAAGGUUGUGCUUUUGGAAGACCUGGCUUUCCAGAUGGGCCUAAGGACUCAGGAUGCCAUAAACCGCAUCCAGGACCUGCUGACGGAGGGGACUCUAACAGGUUUUUAUGCUGUAGCCCAGGCUGGCCUCAAACUCUCAGCAAUCUUCAUGCGUCAACCACCUGAGUGCUGGGAUAACCCCAUUUCCUUGACAGUAUUACUCUGAAGAGACAAAACCACAUUCCCCAUGAAAUGGGAACAGAGAACUGUAAGGAGAAUAAUUUAAAUUGAAGACAGAGGAGUAAUAGAACGGGCCAACAGGGAUGAAAUGAGCAGAGUAAAUGUCUUUGUGGAGACGCUGAAGAAGAUUGAAUCUGUGAUGGCUAAGAAAAGCUUCACCUGCUUCCUCAGGAUACAGGCACUUUUGACAACAGUCACUGAAUGCAACAGUUUUGGUGGGACCCUAAAAUCUAUUCACAAAGUGACAGGAAUGUAUUGUGGCUUUGAAAAGGCAUCCUUUGUUUCUAGAAAAUUAACAAAUAGUGCUACUUUCUAAAAGUAGUAAAGUGUCUGCUUUCCACAGAGAAGCCCAGCUCUGCUGCCAUGUCCAGUGAGAGGACAAGGGGCUAAAGAUGGAAGAUAGGAAGAGUUCUGUGAACACAGUCUGAAAGCAUUUCACUUAGGUCAGAUGCUGAGAACUGUCAGAAGCCAGUCAUGUGACAGAAGGGGCCAAAGAAGGAAUAGAAAAAGCAGAGUGGAAAUCCUGGCACUAACACGAGACCAGGUAAACAGUCGGCAGAAGCCAAAGCCAGCCUAAAUGGAUGUGCAUAGUGCUGGAUGGAGCCCAGGGUCUCACUCAUGCUAGGUUUACACUCUGCCCUGAUCUACGCCCUCCUCACCCAGCACUCCCCAGGCAGAGACAAGGGAUCUGUGAUCUCAGGCCCACGGUAAGUAGUACACAGAGAACUCCAAGGACAGCCAGCCAUCCAGAGCUACCUAGUGAGACCCAGUCUUUAAACAAACAAAACCCCUCACAAUAACUCCUUGAAUGACAUGCUGUUGUGGGCCAAUCAAAACUUUCUCUGGCCUGGCAUAGUAGCAUGGAUCUCUAACCCCAGUACUCAGGAGGCAGAAGCUGUCAGGUCUCUCUAAGUAGGAGGCAAACCCGGUCUAGAUGGUGAGGUCCCAUACAGCCAGGGCUCUGUGGAGAGACCUGCCUCAGAAAAGAAGAGGAAGAGGAGAAAGAAAAUGUCUCGAGGAUUCUUCCCAUAUCCCAUUCUCUCUUCUCACUUAAAAGAGUAGCAAAGCUGGACUUACCUGUUUAAAGCAAGGCUGACACAUUACCUCUCUGACUUAAGGAAAGGAAUUUAUCUUGUGAUAUGGUGGCCACAAACCAGGGUGAUCACCACAAGUUCCAUGACACUCCGUUCACAGAUUUCUAGAAUAUAUAAAUGAUUUGUCAAAAUAAGUUCUUAGUUUAUUUAAUAUACUUCAUUUGGAUUC
Molecule: messenger RNA, 3517 nt
Organism: Rattus norvegicus (Norway rat)
Lineage: Eukaryota; Metazoa; Chordata; Mammalia; Rodentia; Muridae
Source: RefSeq, a predicted model, not a curated record